Messenger RNA from Thermothelomyces thermophilus ATCC 42464, 1082 nucleotides. Its product is annotated as histidine triad-like protein. Gene Ontology annotation, molecular function: catalytic activity. NCBI's taxonomy places the organism in Eukaryota, Fungi, Ascomycota, Sordariomycetes, Sordariales, Chaetomiaceae. The transcript has 2 exons. Bases 140 to 1000 code for a protein of 286 amino acids. The record is from RefSeq and is a predicted model, not a curated record.
CUCAAUCAGGAGAUUUUGGCACAAAACACCCGGCCUAUUGCCCUCGACAACAACAACAACAACGACGACGACGACGACGACGACGACGACGACGACGACGGCACUCAAACGUCAGCGAUUGGCAUUCCAGGCCGCGAGAAUGCGCAGCACCUCGUCCUCCUCCACAGCGCAACCCGGCGCGCAGCAACAAUCACAAUCACAGGGCCACCAAAAGAAGCCCAUCUACUUUGGGCCCUUUGAAGUGACAAACCAAGUCUUCCUCACAACCCCCCACUCCUUCGCCCUCGUCAACCUCAAGCCCCUCCUGCCGGGCCAUGUCCUCGUCUGCCCGCUGGUCCCGCACCGCCGCCUGACCGACCUCUCCCCGGUCGAGCUGACCGACCUCUUCACGGCCGUCCAGCGCGUCCAGCGCAUGCUGGCACGCCACUACUUCCUGGGCCCCGCCUCAUCCUCCUCCCCUUCCUCCGCAGCAGCAUCGCUACCACCACCACCGCCACCAUCACCACCAUCGUCAUCAUCAUCAUCAUCAUCGACACCAUCAGCAGCAUCACAACCAUCACCGCCCGGCCACCACCAGCAGCAGCAGCAGCAGCAGCAUGACGGGCAGGCCCCGCUCCGCGAGGGCGGCCGCGGGGGCGAGGAGGAGCGGGGGUCCUUCAACAUUGCGCUGCAGGACGGGCCCGAGGCCGGGCAGACGGUGGCGCACGUCCACGUGCACGUGAUCCCGCGCAUCCGCGGGGCGACGGCCAAGCCGGCGUCGACCCCGUCGGACGCCAUCUACGAGCAGAUGGCGGCCGAGGAGGGCAACGUCGGCGGGGCGCUGUGGGACCGGGACCGGGAGCGGCAGCGCGAGAGCGGUGAUGGUGGCAGGCCGGUGCCGGGGGGCGGGUUCCCCCGUAUCGAAGACGCCGCGCGGGUGGCGAGGGGAAUGGAGGAGAUGGAGGAGGAAGCCGGGAUCUAUCGGCGGGUCUUGGAGCAGAUGGAGGCGGAGGGCCUGUGACGAGUCUCGCUGGAAAAGGAGGGGCUGGAUGACCGGGAGUGGACGCGAGGAGGUUUAUUAUUCUAGGUUUAGGUUCCAGGGG